Messenger RNA from Xyrichtys novacula (pearly razorfish), 6207 nucleotides. The record is from the annotation of a GenBank genome assembly. NCBI's taxonomy places the organism in Eukaryota, Metazoa, Chordata, Actinopteri, Labriformes, Labridae.
CUUGUAUUUGAACCAGGUCACUGUAGUUCAUGUAGUGUUAAGUCUGUGAAAUGCAUGUCAUGGUGCUCUCCUGCUGUGUCUUGGUCUUGCUUUUGCCCGGUCUAUGUUUAUCAGCGCCCACAUUCACGCCGGAGGUAACAAGCUCUCCUCCAGCAGAACCACAGGGUGACUUGAAGCUGGCCAUCGUAAGUGCAUAAUUGCAUGAGCUGCAUUACAAAUGUUUCAGUUUGGCGAAAUUCAACUUGUACUCUUGUAAAAUGCCAAAAGGAAAUAUAUUUAGUUUGAGUUGUAAACAUUGCAAGGAUUAUUUCUCACCUGUGUGUGGGAUUUGGGAUUUUGUGUAAAUGCAUUGCUUUUAAUGCAAGCUUUUGGUAUUCUUCAGGUUUCUCUCUUGUUUCUUUAACUACUCUUACUUUCCCAGAGGGGGGAAUUUUUUUAGGGGAAACCCACCUGCAUGUGUCUUGAAAUAUCUUGAGCCAGAUUAUUGUUAUGCUCAGUUUGUUAGAUUGUAAUUUGACAGUAUGUAUAAUCUGCAAUUGAUGCUGUCAAUCUGAUCAGAAGAGAAGUUUGCAAACAUUGGGUGCAAUUUGAUAAAGACAUUUUAUUGCAAUGCAUGCUAAAAAAUGUCCUCCAAAAAAGUCCUCCAAAAAUCCAGGAAUUCAACUUUCUACCUACCAUUCAUAAAGUUUUACAGAAACUUUACAUAACUACCCAGGUUAUUAAAUCCAACAUGAUAAUAAAUUUUAUGUGAAUCUCCAAUGUUUUCAUAGGAAUACCUUCAGCAGUUCUACAACCUACAAAAGGAGCCUCUGGGACGCAUGAAGCGGAGUGGUGCCUCCUUCAUCUCAAAGGUGAAAGAAAUGCAGAUAUUCUUUGGCCUGAAUACAUCAGGUGCUCUAGACUUUGACACCCUGGAGCUGAUGAGGAGUCCUCGCUGUGGUGUUCCAGACGUGGAGGAGUACAGCCAGAUCCAGGGUACACGGUGGGACAAGAAUGUCAUCACCUACAGGUAUCUUCAUGUUUGAUGAUUGUUCACAGCUUAGAUGUUAUCAUAUUUUUGUUUGUAUUGGAGCAGAACUAAAGUCAGUGUGAAAAAAAAGACAAAAAAAAAACGUGUCAUGUCUGACCCAGACUGAACUAGCAAAAAUCAAAACUUUGCAAAAUGUAAAACCAGCAUACAAUAAAACCUCUAACAGGAGCAGUAAAUAGCAACUCUCAAAAAGCCUGAUGCCAACACAUUUUUGAGGUUUGGGACUCCUGCCUGUGAGGGUUGUUGUUAUGAGCUUGUUGAAGUGCCAAGUUCACCAUACGUGGUUAAACUUAUGUAACACUGUCUGAAAUAUUCUUCUGUUUCUCCGUGAGUUCAGUUUGAGCCAAGCCCGAAGGAUCAGAUUCAGGAAAAAUGUAUAAUUAAAGAGAGGGACCUAAAUAAGGCAGCCACUGUCAGUGUGUUUCAGAUAUAUUAACAUUUAUAUCUCACAUGUUUGGGUAGCUUAAUGCCAUCAAUGCAGUCGGACUGAUAAUAGCCAUGUUUACAUUCGCAAAAUUUCUUGAUCCGAUUAAAAUUUUGAGGGAUCGGAUUAUCUGAAUCCACUUUUUAUAUGGGUGCAAAAUCAAAUAAUCUGAUCAUGCGUAUACGUGCGCCAGGCUUCAUUCAGAUUAGAAGCAUUUGGACAUGUGCAGAGUUGUCUGAUUUCGCUGAAACAACCGCAGAAGAAGAAGAGUUUUAUUUACGCCUGUGCUGUCAACCUCACUCCAUCCAAUUCAGAAGUUUUCCCCCUGUUAAAUGUUGUCACUAGAUGGCGCCCUUGUUUAUUUGUUUUACUGUUCUGUCAAAGGUCGCACUGUGCAUGCAGUUGUGACAUCAUUACGCUGUAUGUACGCCUUGUCAUAUUAUCGGAGGAGCAGACGCGGUACCUGCGGUCGUGUUUUAUGCCAGAGUGUUAAUAAUGAAACCUCCUGUACUGUCCAAAAUAAAUAAAGAGUGGAGAACGAAUCAGGUAAGAGAGUCACGAUCGGAAUAAGUGUUUACAUGGAUACGUUUCAGAAUAACGAUCGGCAUAAACCACCCCUCUUGAUCAGAAUACAAUCUCUUUCCGAUGAAGUCGAAUUGAAUCAGAAUCUUCCGAUCGACAUGUUUACAUGACGCAUUUUUAUUCCGAUCGGGUAUUUAUUACAAUUAUUUGUGCCCAUGUAAAUGCAGCUAGUGUUAACAUCAUCAUGACAUUCAUUUGCUUGUUUCUGCUGCAGCAUUGGCACUUACACCAGAGACAUGCCUCGCAACACAGUGGACUCUCUGGUUGACUCAGCCUUCAGCGUGUGGGCCAGAGCCAGCAGUCUGACUUUUGUCAGGUCAUACACCCGCAACGCUGACAUCAUGGUGCAUUUUGUGACCUAUGGUGGGUUUGUCCUUAUCACACACAGCAUGUACAGCACAGCACAGCACAGACAGACAAUAUUUACAUGUGAACUGAAUGCUCCCUUGUUAGUGUUUUGUGCAGAACAGAAGUGCAGGAAGUGUUAUUUCAGUGGUUUAUGAUGUAUUGUGUAAGGCACUAUACCAUGAGAAAACACAUAGAAAGCCUCAGUAGUAAUUUAACCGUAAACCAAAGCCGUGUCACCAUGUCAUCUGCUGGUCUAGACUGACUCAUUCAGAUGAGGUCAUCAGAGGCCUCUAGUUUUGUUUUGGCCAAAUGGUUUUCCUCUGAGGUCUUUAUUACAUGUGUGGCUGUCUUUUGAAGAACACGGUGACUUGUUCCCAUUUGACGGACCCAGAGGCACACUGGCGCACGCUUUUGGUCCGGGGUUGGGUGUUGGAGGGGACACGCACUUUGAUGAUUCUGAGCACUGGACAGCUGGAGACACAGGUGCAGCACCAAAUUACAUUAUCAUUACCCGGUGACAAUGACAAAUACUAUAGAGAAAGUAACACAUUCUCUUGCAGGUUUUAAUCUGUUUGUCGUAGCUGCACAUGAGUUUGGCCACGCUUUAGGCCUGAAGCACUCCAGGAACCCAGAGUCGCUGAUGUACCCGAGCUACAAAUCCUCCCAUCCAGCGAACAUUUUGUCGGAUGAAGAUGUAGCAAAUAUCCACGCACUUUAUGGUAAACAGUUUAUCUAUGUUAUUAAGUCAGUAAACCAAAUAUGAAGUGUUUUCAUUGGAGUGGAACCUGCUGUUAAAGUUUUUACUUAUGUGUCAGGUCCAGUCAGAAGUCGUGCAAAUCACGUGUUGAGACAUGGUUUGAGCUCUCAGCAUGGUCCCUGGAUCUCAGGAUCCCUGUUUCCCAGACUCAUGCAGAAUAAAUGUGAUCCAGACCUCACCUUUGAUGCAGUGUCCACUCUAGGGGAUGCCACCUGUUUUUUUAGGGGGAGGUAAGUUGAUGAUUUUUGUUUUCUUUAUCUAAUUUGUGACUUUUAUAAAAUUGAUAUGUUUCAUCUUUGGUAAGCCUCUUUCUCCGCACAUGGAGGUCUUGAUUAUGAUACCAGUUUCUUCCUUUGAUGAACUGUCAGCAAUAUUGUGAGGUGAUUUCUGUUUCCAAGAUAUCUCUGGAUUAAGCAUAAUGAGCAAUAUGACAUCAAAGAAGGUCCCAUCACCAAUUUCAUGCCCAAGAUUGAAACCAGCAUUGACGCCGCCUUCUGGGUGCCUCGCAGGUCUACAGCUUAUCUCAUCCACGGUAAAGGCAUUCGUAUUUCAAUCCUUUACUCAAACCCCAAUUUCCAAACACACUAAAAAUAUUAAUCAGUCACAUAAUAGUUUAGCUACAAAAUGUAAUGGUUUGCUUUUCAUAUGUGUGGACAGAAUCAACCUUCUGGACAGUGAGAGGCUCUCUUGUAAAGGGGAAACCACGAGCCCUCAGCCACUUUGGAUUUCCAGCCUGGGUCCAAGAUGUUGAUGCAGCAGUGCACAUAGUGAAAACAGGGCGCACACUCUUCUUUAUGCAUGACAUUUACUGGAGGUAAGGCCUUAUUCUGGCAACUUACAGUCAACAAUUAUAAUCUUUCAGCCUCUUUUAAAACAGUAUGUGACUCAAACUGAAAUCAGCCAUUUGAAGGCUGAUGCUACAUUAUUGCAUCCAUCACAGAAAGCAUUCAAACUUUAUUUUGAGCAGAAUCAAGUUGUGUGAGUCACCUGUGAGAAGUCGUUGGAGGUUACAAAAACAUACGCAGAUAAUUGUGGUUGGGUUGGGUUGGGUUGGAGAAUACUGACCUCUGCUUAUGACCUAAAUGCCAGCAAAGAUUCUGAAUGAGUAAAACAUUUGAUCACUGAAUAAAAGCUGAAGAAGAUUUUUUUGUUCAAACAUCUUAAGGACUGGAAUUGGGUAACAAACAAAGGUACCACUUUGUCUACAGGGACCACCAAAAUUGACACAUCCUUAAAGUUCUUCACAGGUACCAAAAACAGUAAAACUAACCUUCUGUUUCACAUCUGAGAAAAUCACAAUCCUGUGAGUUCAGAAUUAGCUUAAGGGAAUGUAGCUUUUUCUUAAGAAUAUGAAACAGUGGAUACACCACAAUUAAACUGCUAAAUUAUCUAUAUUUUAAAACUGCAAUCUAUUUAAUGAAAGUGUAGCUACAUCAUAAGGCAUUCGUGAAUCGGAACAUGCAAUCUACAAGUUUACCCCAUAGUUAGAGAGGAUCUCAUGCCAUUUGAACCUCACAGACAGAGCAAGGGCUCAAUUUUUGACAUUUGAAGUUUGUUCAUGUGACUGGAAGAAUUGCACAAAUGUUCAGCUUUGAAAGCUGAAUGUGAUUAUGAGCCAUUCUCACGCAUGCAUUUCUCUCACAUGUGUAUUUUUCAGCUACAAUGAAAACCGGAGAGUCAUGGAUUUUGGUUACCCAAAGUACAUCAGUGAUGACUUUCCCGGAGUCAACACGACAAUAAAUGCAGCUGUUCAUAAAGAGGGUGAGGACUUUGAGAUUUUAAUCACCAUUAUAAUGUGCUCAGGUAACUUUCUUGGACUGUUCUGAACUAUAGAGGUGGGAGAAAAAAUCAGUACAGUAUAGUAUCACGAUAUUUUGUCUGGUGAUAUAUCAUAUCGUCUCAUUUACAAAGAAUUGUUUUUUUCAAAUUAAUUGCAAAUGUAAAGUCAAAUCUAUGAUAAUGGAAAAAUAAAAUCAACUGUUUGUCUUGUGAGAUUGGCAGAGGUGACAUCAUAGAGCAGGAGAAAGUUAGUACAAAUAUAGCAGCACUUGGGGUAAGACAUUAGGAAUGCAAACAGGGCACAAAUUAGAUGGACCUGACACAUGAGGUUUUAGAGACGUGUUACAUGAAAAUAAAAUACUGUGUAAAUAAGACAAACAUAAAAGAAAGCACAAGGCUAAAUUAGCUAAACAGUUGAAAAAAUUGUAUGAAUCGCAAUAUAUUGUAGCACAAUACUCACUGUAUUGCAAAAUGUUUAAAAUCGCAAUAAUAUGGUAGUCCCACCCCUACUGAGCUACAUAAAAUAUAUAAACUAUGAGCACAAUGAUACACUACAGGUUGAGUUUUUUUGGUGUGUCUUGUGUUGUUACAAUACAGGAAUGCUGAUUUACAAAAAAACAUAAGAUUAGGGAGAUUUUAGGGAGAUGGUUCAACAUACCAACUUAAUCUCAAAAAGCCUUUCAGAGUGAUAUACUGCAUUCCAGCCAUGAGAAAGAGUAGACGUUUAAAUGCAGAAAGUUGUUUAUCAUUACCACAGUAAUUAUAAUCAUCAUUAUCAUCAUCAUCAUAAUAUCACCACAAACAACAUCAACAAAAGCCAGAACCAUUCCAGCGUAUUUUUUCUCUUCAUAGGUUACCUGUACUUCUUCAUUGGACCAGAAGUCUACAAAUAUGACUACACCCAAAAACGUGUUGUGGCAGUCGAGAAAGCGAAUUCCUGGCUUGGAUGCUGAAACACUGUUAAUCCAUGGAUGUGCAAUGAGGGAAUUACUUGAAAACCUUGAGUUUAAAGCACAACAAGUAAAAAAGCACUGUGCAAUGGUACUUCAGAUGUUAAGUUUUAUUUAACUUGUAACGUUUUGUCAGAAUAGACAAAUCCCGAUGUAAGCCUAACAUGUGCAGCUUCAAAUUAAAGUACUCUGCUGAACAGCUUCAAGGGUUUUUCGCUGCAUACCACUGCUUGUGGAAUGAUAGAUAUGACGACGAGGAAUGAGGAGAAAUGAGGAUUGCUGGCAUAAGUGUUGCAUGUUUCAACUUGACAUUACAAUAAAUAGAUUCAACAAAUAA